AUGGAUGUCUAUAUUGAUCAUUAUUUAGUUCUAGGAUUACCAUCUGGUGAAAAAGGAACCAAGAUUUCAGAUAAAGACAUAACAAAAGCAUAUAAAAUAAAGGCUUUGGAAUUACAUCCAGACAAGAAACCUAAUGACCCUAAUGCCGUCAUUAAUUUUCAAAAUCUACAAGCGUCUUACGAAAUCCUAAAAGACGAAAGCUCUAGAAAGAAGUUCGAUGCUGAUCUUAUUCGACGUGUUAAGUUACAACAAUACACGUCGAAUAAGUUUGAUAAGAAAGAAGAGAGAAAGCCACAACAAGAACGUAAAAAGUCGGAUAGUUAUGAUGUGCGUACGAGGUGGAAUGACUUUAAUGAGAAAGAGGGAGAUGUAUCUGAAAAACCAACGAGAAAACGAGCUUAUGAUGCUGAAUAUGAAGAAUGGGCAAGGAAACGGGCUGCAUAUGAAGAAAGAAGAAGGAAAGAGAAGGCUGCUCUGAAAGCUUUUCAUAGUAUUAUUAAAUUCAAAGCCAAAAAAGAAGUUUAUAGAAGUGUGGAUAAGGAAAAUGUGCUCGAGGUAUUUUGGGCGAAAGGGGGUUUGGAUUAUUACAGUGAAAAAAGAUUGAGGGGGACAUUUACAAAGUUUGGUGAGGUAAAAGAUGUUUUUAUGAGUUCUGUUUUCCAAGGAUCGGCUAUUAUCGUGAUGGCUACGAAAUAUGGUGUUGCUGCUGCUGUCAAGGCAGGAAAGGCAUGCGGAGAUCCCUCAAAUCCUUUGAUAGUCAGGCCUCUUGGACAACCAGUUUAAGUAUGUGAGGUUUGAUAUAUGGUCUAAAGUGACUGAGCCCGUUGCUAGAUUAGGCAUGUAUGCACUUUAAUUUCUUUAUUUUUGUGGUUAAGGAUUAGUAUGCUUAAUUUCAUUGUUGCUUUUGUAAUCUCAAUGGCAUUAUAUCUUGAUAA
This is a messenger RNA of Erigeron canadensis, 935 nucleotides long. Its product is annotated as dnaJ homolog subfamily C member 17-like. The transcript has a single exon. Bases 1 to 783 code for a protein of 260 amino acids. The record is from RefSeq and is a predicted model, not a curated record. Lineage: Eukaryota; Viridiplantae; Streptophyta; Magnoliopsida; Asterales; Asteraceae. Gene Ontology annotation, molecular function: nucleic acid binding.